AUGCAAGGAAGUUAUAGUAAGAAUGGUUUACCAAGACCAUACUAUAUGAAACCAACAAAAAAGAAGCGUUCAUCUCCUUAUGAUAAUCUUAAACAACCAAUCGUCUUUUUCACCAAUUCUAAAAGAAAACUAGGUGGUUAUAUAGUAAUGCUUUUAUUAUUUGGAACAUUAAUGUGGUGGAUUUCACAAGAUUUAAAAGCAGCUCCAGAACCAACUUAUGAAAUUGUUAAGAAUGAAAAUAUUAAAGAACCAAAUCAAAAAAUAAUAGAUACGGAAAAUAUUAAUUUAGAUAGAAUGGUUAAUAAUGUUGAUAAUAAGAAGGCUGAUAAAGAAAUUGAAAAUGUCGAUUUAGCAGGAAAUUUAGCCCAAGAUUCAAAAGGUAAAAUGGGAUUGGGAGUUGUAGAAGCUCCAAAAGGUGGUAUUGCAAAUGAAGCACCAGUUGUUGGAAGUGAUGAAGAUAAAUUAAUUGGUACAGGAAAGGGAAACAGAAGCCCUAACAAAAAUCAACAACCAAUUGGAUCACAACCUGAGAAAAAAGGGUAUAAGGCAGAAGUAGCCGAAGAAGCCGGUGGUGUUCCACCACCUAAAGGUGCAGGUGUUCCUCCAGGUGGCGUCGCAGGAGUACAACAACCAAAGAUUGUUCCCCAAGCAGGUGGUGCACCGGCUGUGCCUCCUUCAAAGGAUGAAGUCCGUAAGGAAGCACCUAAUAAAAAGAAAGUUCAACAAAUCAUUAAGGAUACUGAAGAAAUUGGCCUGUAG
Messenger RNA from Hemisphaericaspora subhashii, 759 nucleotides. RefSeq lists its product as uncharacterized. The coding region runs from base 1 to 759 and encodes 252 amino acids. The record is from RefSeq and is a predicted model, not a curated record. NCBI's taxonomy places the organism in Eukaryota, Fungi, Ascomycota, Pichiomycetes, Serinales, Debaryomycetaceae. The transcript has a single exon.